This is a messenger RNA of Glarea lozoyensis ATCC 20868, 2118 nucleotides long. RefSeq names its product Sec1/munc18-like (SM) protein. NCBI's taxonomy places the organism in Eukaryota, Fungi, Ascomycota, Leotiomycetes, Helotiales, Helotiaceae. Gene Ontology annotation, cellular component: Golgi membrane; cytosol. The transcript has 5 exons. The record is from RefSeq and is a predicted model, not a curated record. Gene Ontology annotation, molecular function: syntaxin binding. Gene Ontology annotation, biological process: intracellular protein transport; endoplasmic reticulum to Golgi vesicle-mediated transport. The coding region runs from base 1 to 2118 and encodes 705 amino acids.
AUGGCUUCAAGCCACACUUCUCUCCGGGACCGUCAGAUCAGAUCGAUUGAGCGCAUGCUCAACCUGAAUCACGAAUCUGAAGAACCAGAAAACGCCCACGACCAGAACACGAAUGGGCUUGCAAUACCUUCUGCGCCCCUCCUCAACUCAGAUGGAGACCCAAUCUGGAAAGUCUUGGUCUUCGACGACCUUGGAAGAGAUGUAAUUAGCAGCGUCCUAAGAGUCAACGACCUACGGACAUGGGGGGUCACGAUGCACAUGCACAUUGCUUCCAAUCGACACCCCAUACCAGAUGUUCCAGUGCUAUAUCUAGUCGAGCCCACACCCUCUAAUCUACAAGCCAUCACGACAGACCUCUCCCGCGGACUAUAUUCCCCGGCGUAUAUCAACUUCCUCUCCUCGAUACCUCGGCCACUCCUCGAAGACUUUGCUAGGCAAACGGCGGAAGCUGGAACUUCGGAAAGCAUCGCCCAAUUUUACGACCAGUACUUGAAUUUUAUCGUUGGGGAGCCAGAUUUAUUCAGUCUCGGACUGAGGAACGAGAAUGCGUACCAUGUGCUGAAUAGUGGGCAGACCACUGACGCACAAUUGGACCAUGUAAUAGACAAGAUAGUGAGCGGAUUAUUCAGUGUUAUGGCCACCAUGGCUGUUAUGCCGAUCAUACGAUGUCCAAGAGAUGCAGCGGCGGAAAUGAUAGCUGCUAAGCUCGAUCGCAAAUUGCGAGACCACAUACUGAAUUCCAAAGACAAUCUGUUCUCGGCUCCCACAAGUCGAAACUCCUCUACGCCAUCAUCGCGACCAGUCCUCAUUAUUUUAGACCGAAAUGUAGAUUUGAUACCCAUGCUUUCCCAUUCUUGGACAUACCAAUCAUUAGUCCAUGACGUUCUCAAUAUGAAGCUCAACCGUAUAACAGUUGAGAAUCCUGUCGACGAAGAAAAUCCAUCGAAAGGCAUAACGAAGAAAGCGUAUGACCUCACAUCAAACGAUUUCUUCUGGAGCAAGAAUGCUAGUAUACCAUUUCCGCAGGUGGCAGAGGACAUCGAUGCUGAAUUGUCUCGGUAUAAGGACGAUGCAAAUGACAUUACGAAGAAAACAGGAGCAUCGUCUAUUGAGGACCUGCAGAAUGAUACCAGCGCUUCUGCCCAGCAUCUGAAAGCUGCAAUUACACUUUUGCCCGAGCUACGGGAACGUAAGGCGGUGCUUGAUAUGCACAUGAACAUUCUUGCUGGUCUCUUGACCGGUAUCAAGAACCGUCAGUUGGACAACUACUACCAAUUGGAGGAAAACAUCACCAAGCAGACCAAAGCACAGAUGUUGGAGGUUUUGAGUGAUGAAAGCAAAGGCAACAAUCCAACAGAUAAAUUACGACUUUUCAUCAUCUGGUACUUGAGUACAGAACAAGAGAUUUCACGAGGGGAGCAGGAGAAGUUUGAGGAAGCAUUGAAGACAGCGGGAGCAGACAUCUCGUCUCUCCCAUAUAUCAAGCAAGUCGCAAAACUCACCAAAAAGACAAUGAUGUCGACCACCUCCCAAGCCGCACCUCAGUCAUCCGCUUCUACUCAGCUAUUCUCCCAAUUCAGCGGCAUUUCAUCUCGUUUGACCUCCUCUCUCAAAGAGUCGGGUGUUGGUGCCAACUUUGAAAAUCUCAUCUCCGGCGUUAAGAAUUUCUUACCUGCAAAUAGGGAUCUUACAGUAACAAAAAUCACUGAAUCCAUCAUGGACCCCGCAAGCGCAAGCAGCAGUGCGAUUGCUAAGACAGAAGACUAUCUGUAUUUUGACCCAAGAUCCGCAAAUGCAAGAGGCACGAUGCCACCUCCGAGUGUAGCACGUAAGGGCGACCAAAUGCCGGGUUCUCUAGGUGGCCACGGUCCCGGUACUGGUGCUACGUUUGGCCAGAGGAGACAAGGCUUCAGUGAAGCUAUUGUGUUCACUGUCGGCGGUGGCAGUAUGGAUGAAUAUGGUAAUCUCCAGGAGUGGGCAAAACGAACGGGGGCUGGAGGUAGUGGUGCCGAGAAGGGCGCUGGAAAGCGGAGGGUUGUAUAUGGUAGUACGGAGCUGGUUAAUGCGCAGGAGUUCUUGGGGAGUGAGCUAGGAAAAUUAGGUGGUGAAUUCAGUUAG